AUGGCGGCCGUACGGGGCCUGCGAGUGUCGGUGAAAGCAGAGGCCCCAGCGGGGCCGGCCCUGGGCCUCCCGUCGCCUGAGACGGACUCUAGUUUGGAGCGUGGCGAGCCGGAGCCCAUGGAGGUGGAGGAAGGCGAGCUGGAGAUUGUGCCGGUGCGGCGCUCACUGAAAGAACUGAUCCCGGACACAAGCAGAAGAUACGAAAACAAGGCUGGCAGCUUCAUCACUGGAAUUGAUGUCACCUCCAAGGAAGCAAUUGAAAAGAAAGAACAGCGAGCCAAGCGCUUCCAUUUUCGAUCAGAAGUAAAUCUUGCCCAAAGAAAUGUAGCCUUGGACCGAGACAUGAUGAAGAAAGCAAUCCCCAAAGUGAGAUUGGAGACAAUCUACAUUUGCGGAGUAGAUGAGAUGAGUACCCAGGAUAUCUUUUCCUAUUUUAAAGAAUAUCCUCCAGCUCACAUUGAAUGGUUGGAUGAUACCUCCUGUAAUGUUGUCUGGCUGGAUGAAAUGACAGCCACACGAGCCCUUAUCAAUAUGAGCUCUUUGCCAGCCCUGGAUAAGAUAAGAAGCAGGGAUGCCAAUGAGGACAGGUCAUCUGAGAAAAGUAAAAAAGACAAGCAGGAAGACAGUUCGGAUGAUGAUGAGGCCGAAGAAGGAGAAGUUGAAGAUGAGAACUCCAGUGAUAUAGAGUUGGACACAUUGUCUCAAGUAGAAGAAGAGUCUCUGCUAAGAAACGAUCUUCGUCCAGCUAACAAACUUGCUAAAGGAAAUAGGUUAUUCAUGAGAUUUGCUACAAAAGAUGACAAAAAGGAACUUGGAGCAGCCAGAAGAAGUCAGUAUUACAUGAAAUACGGGAAUCCAAAUUACGGAGGCAUGAAAGGAAUUCUUAGUAAUUCUUGGAAGCGAAGGUAUCAUUCCCGUCGCAUUCAGCGGGAUGUGAUCAAGAAGAGAGCCCUGAUUGGGGAUGAUGUUGGCUUGACGUCCUAUAAACACCGACAUUCCGGACUAGUAAAUGUUCCGGAGGAACCCAUUGAAGAGGAGGAAGAGGAGGAGGAGGAGGAGGAGGAAGACCAGGACAUGGAUGCAGAUGACAGAGUGGUGGUAGAGUACCACGAGGAGCUCCCAGCUCUCAAGCAGACCCGGGAGCGGAGCACAUCUAGGCAGUCCAGUGCCAGCAGUUCAGACUCCGAUGAAAUGGACUAUGAUCUAGAACUGAAAAUGAUUUCCACUCCUUCACCAAAGAAAAGCAUGAAAAUGACCAUGUACGCUGAUGAAGUGGAAUCUCAGUUGAAAAACAUUAGGAACUCCAUGAGGGCAGAUACUGUAUCCACAAGCAAUAUCAAAAACCGAAUCGGUAACAAGUUACCGACUGAGAAAUUUGUAGAUGUCCGACAUCUGUUAGAUGAAAAACGUCAGCACACACGUCCACGGCCACCAGGCAGCAAUACUAAAUCAGAUAUACGCCAGCGGUUAGGAAAAAGACCAUAUUCUCCAGAAAAGGCUUUUAGUAGUAACCCAGUCUUUCGGAGAGAGCCUUUUUCUGAUGUACAUAGUAGACUGGGUGUUCCCAGGCAAGAUGUUAAAGGCCUCUACUCUGAUACUCGGGAGAAGAAAUCAGGUAGUUUAUGGACUCGCUUAGGAUCUGCACCCAAGACCAAAGAAAAGAACACGAAGAAGGUGGAUCACAGAACACCGGGCACUGAGGAAGACGACUCUGAGCUGCAAAGGGCAUGGGGGGCUCUGAUAAAGGAGAAAGAACAGUCUCGCCAAAAGAAGAGCCGGUUAGAUAACUUACCAUCUCUCCAGAUUGAAGUUAGUCGGGAAAGCAGCUCUGGUUCAGAGGCAGAGUCCUGA
Messenger RNA from Puma concolor (puma), 1851 nucleotides. It is a transcript of the gene NCBP3, whose product is annotated as nuclear cap binding subunit 3. Gene Ontology annotation, molecular function: mRNA binding; RNA 7-methylguanosine cap binding. NCBI's taxonomy places the organism in Eukaryota, Metazoa, Chordata, Mammalia, Carnivora, Felidae. The record is from RefSeq and is a predicted model, not a curated record. Gene Ontology annotation, cellular component: nucleus.